AGUGGCCCCGCCCCCUUUACCUGCGGCCGCGCAGAGCAUGCUGGGAUCCGCUGGCUGCCAGUGUCCGGAGCGCUCGUCCCCGUUUGGUUCCGGGUUCGGUUCUUCAGGGAUGUGGAUACUCCCAAGGCGUUAGAGCGAGUGUCCAGACCCCAGCCUGCCUGUACGACGCUGACUCCGCUCGGUCCCAGAACCAAAGCCGUGCCGGGGUGUAGCCCCUGACCCCACGCGGAGGAGACCUCGCCUUGCGGGACCCCACCUGGAACUCGACCUCCCGGCCUCGCAACGGGCCUGAGCCGCCAUGCGCGGGAAGCUGCUGCCGCUGGCCGGCCUCUACUUGGUGCAGGGCUUGCCCUACGGGCUCCAGUCCGGCCUCCUGCCCCUGCUGCUGCGCGCCCGCGGCUUCUCUCUGACGCGCGUGGGGCUGGCCAAGGCUCUGUACGCUCCGUGGCUGCUCAAGCUGGCGUGGGCCCCGCUGGUGGACGCGCGGGGCUCGACGAGGGUCUGGCUGACGUGCAGCACAGCGGGCCUGGGGCUGGUGUGUGGGCUGCUGGCCGGGCUGCCCCCGCCUGGAGCUGGCCAGGCCGGGGUGCCCGCCGCCGUGGCGGGGCUGCUGCUGCUGCUGAACCUGGGUGCCGCCGUGCAGGACGUGGCCCUGGACGCGCUGGCCGUGCAGCUGCUUGAGCCGGCAGAGCUGGGGCCGGGCAAUACCGUGCAGGUGGUCGCGUACAAGCUGGGGGCCGCGCUAGCCGGGGGAGCGCUGCUGGCACUCCUGCCCACCCUCUCGUGGACGCGGCUCUUUCUGCUCCUGGCUGCCUCCUACUGGCUGGCCGCGGCCCUGGCCUGGGCUGCACCAGCCCUGCGGCGGCUCCCACGGCCGCCCCCCUCCGAGCAGCGUCCCCACACCGUGCACUUUCUGCGGGCCGUGCUGGCCGUGCCGGGGACUCUGUGGACUGCAGGCUUUGUGCUCACCUACAAGCUGGGUGAGCAGGGUGCCAGCAGCCUGUUUCCUCUUCUCCUGCUGGACCGCGGCGUUUCUGCCCCCGAGCUGGGACUGUGGAAUGGUGUGGGUGCCAUGGUGUGCUCCAUCGCUGGCUCCUCCCUGGGUGGGACACUGCUGGCCAAGCACUGGGAGCUGCUGCCUCUGCUGAAGUUGGUAUUGCGGCUCCGCCUUGGGGGGUUAGCCUGCCAGACUGCCUUGCUCUUCCACCUGGAUGCCUUGGGUGCCAGCUUGGGCCCUGGCACAAUCUUGAGAGGUGAGGGGCUGGUCUUGGGGAGGGAGGAAGAGAGGGGCCAGGAGCCUGGGGCACUGCUGACCUCUGCUUUUCCAGGGGCAGCCUUGCUGAGCCUAUGUCUACAGCACUUUUUGGGAGGCCUGGUCACCACAGCCACCUUCACUGGGAUGAUGCGCUGCAGCCAGCUGGCCCCCAGGGCCCUGCAGGCCACACAUUACAGCCUUUUGGCCACUCUGGAGCUGCUGGGGAAGCUGCUGCUGGGUGCUCUGGCUGGAGCCCUGGCCGACGGGCUAGGGCCACAUCCCUGCUUCUCCCUCCUGCUCGUCCUCUCUGCCCUGCCCCUUGUGUACCUGGGUCUAGCACCCAGCACCUUGCUCUGAGCUGGGCAGCUGGACAGCUCAAUAAAGCCACAUGUGCUUGUGACCCA
Molecule: messenger RNA, 1659 nt
Organism: Sapajus apella (tufted capuchin)
Lineage: Eukaryota; Metazoa; Chordata; Mammalia; Primates; Cebidae
Gene: SLC33A2
Product: major facilitator superfamily domain containing 3
Exons: 4
Coding region: 299-1612 (437 amino acids)
Biological process (GO): transmembrane transport
Cellular component (GO): membrane
Molecular function (GO): transmembrane transporter activity
Source: RefSeq, a predicted model, not a curated record